Molecule: messenger RNA, 213 nt
Organism: Didymodactylos carnosus
Lineage: Eukaryota; Metazoa; Rotifera; Eurotatoria; Philodinida; Philodinidae
Source: the annotation of a GenBank genome assembly
AUGGAAGCUCUUCAUAACCCUCGACGGGCAACAACAUUUUACGUGGCUCAUUUUGAAGAUCAAAAUAUCUCAAAUUGCGCUUUUGAUGACGAUAAAGAACAUGCUUCCGACUUCAUAAAUAUAUCGAAAAGUAAUUGUGCACGGAAAGAAGAAAAAGAACGGGAAAAAAGAAUUGCAUCAGAUCCCGUAAACUUCGAAUUAUUUACUCAUUAG